GGCCGCACAUUUCUACUUUCUACGGCACUUCUUCUGGUAGCCCCGGGUGCUGCUUCGUUUCCACACCUAAAUACAGCGCCUCUCUCUCGCUCGUUGUGCCUCCGAAAGUCACAGUUCGAUUUUGAGAAGAAGAAUUGGUUAAACAAAAAGAGGAAGAUGGGCACGCUAGGAAGAGCAAUCUACACGGUCGGAUUCUGGAUCCGCGAGACCGGUCAAGCCAUCGAUCGCCUCGGCAGCCGCCUCCAGGGCAACUACUACUUCCAAGAACAACUGUCUAGGCAUCGAACAUUGAUGAACAUAUUUGACAAGGCUCCUAUGGUUGAUAAGGAUGCAUUUGUGGCCCCUAGUGCUUCUGUUAUUGGAGAUGUUCAGGUUGGAAGAGGUUCAUCCAUUUGGUAUGGAUGUGUUUUGCGAGGUGAUGUAAACAGCAUCAGCGUUGGUUCUGGAACAAAUAUUCAGGAUAAUUCCCUUGUUCAUGUAGCCAAAUCUAAUCUAGCAGGGAAGGUUUUGCCUACUAUUAUUGGUGACAAUGUUACAGUAGGUCAUAGUGCUGUGUUACACGGAUGUACUGUUGAGGAUGAGGCAUUUGUUGGUAUGGGUGCCACCUUGCUUGACGGAGUGGUGGUUGAGAAAAAUGCCAUGGUUGCUGCAGGCGCCCUUGUAAGACAGAAUACAAGGAUCCCCUGCGGAGAGGUUUGGGGAGGUAAUCCGGCAAGGUUUCUCAGGAAGCUAACAGAAGAUGAGAUUGCCUUCAUAUCCCAAUCAGCCACAAACUACGUCAACUUAGCGCAGGUUCAUGCAGCUGAAAAUGCGAAGAGCUUUGACGAGAUUGAGUUGGAGAAGGUGCUGCGCAAGAAGUUUGCUCGUCGGGAUGAGGAUUACGAUUCAAUGUUGGGUGUUGUUCGGGAAACACCUCCUGAGCUCAUACUUCCGGAUAAUAUCCAACCAGACAAAGCACCCAAGGCCACUUAAAAGCCAGAUUUUCCCGGCAAGGGAUCUCCUAUUGGGCUUUGAUGUUAAAGAACAUUUUCUUGUUAUGUGCGGAUUUAUGGAGAAUGGCUACCUUUUAUUUCUAAUAAUUUUUAUGCUCUUCUGGCAUAUGGCUCUGUUAUCCUCUUUGAUUAACUUAGAGGAGAUCUGGUUUCGGUUUCUGUUUGUUUCUUGAGAAAUUAGUGCAAUGCUCAGAGAUCAGAUGUUUUUGGCCAUCCGGGAACCUUUAAUUAGAUUUAGUUACUCUGCCUGUGUUUUGCUGGAAAUAAGAAUGCGGCAUUGGUUCCUUUCGGAGAUU
Molecule: messenger RNA, 1288 nt
Organism: Diospyros lotus (date-plum)
Lineage: Eukaryota; Viridiplantae; Streptophyta; Magnoliopsida; Ericales; Ebenaceae
Product: gamma carbonic anhydrase 1, mitochondrial-like
Exons: 5
Coding region: 157-972 (271 amino acids)
Source: RefSeq, a predicted model, not a curated record